AUGUCGGUUGAAAAGCAGUUGGAAGCGGCUCAAAAAUUCCUAAGAGGAAUUCGGUCGCUGACCUCCUACGCGGAGGUCAGGGACAAACAGGCUUCGGGUCUUUUGAAAGCCUUGGAGAAAGUGCAGUGCUUCACGGCUGCUCAAGCGGCAGUGUUGCUGGCACAGGUGCAGCCCGACUUAUGGGGUGAGUCUCAAGUGGACUCAUUCCGUGAGAAGGUUGCGCUGAAGACGAGGCCGGUGGAAAGCGAUCAGCCACGUGCUGUGACCCAGGAUUUUUCGCUGCUGCCAUAUUAUUUAAAUGAUGAGUUGGCAGCAGCGAUUGGGCAGGUGGAUGGUGACGCAGAGCGGUUGCUGUUUCGCUUGUGCCAUCAUGCGGCGCAGCUGAGCCUAAGGAAUGCCUCCGAGGCAACCAAGGCCACAUUGGUCGUGAUGGCUCACUGGGCCUCAUGCAAGCGUGGAGCCUUUUCUCCAAAGCAGCAGCAUGAACUGUUUCUGCGUCACAAGCCGGCUGUGACCAAAUAUUUGGUAGCACCACCAGAGUCUCAAUUAUUGGUGGAGUUGCCGCUUCAAUGGCAAGAUUUGGAUCAGCAGAUAAUCCAACGUGCGUUUCCUACGGGGAAACCUGCAAGCAUGGCAGAGACUGCUAGGGACAUUUGCGACUAUGUUCGUCGCUUCCCUUUACGGAGGGAUAAUAAGUUGCUGCAAGGCACGGGUGGUACGUCCAGCACAGUGCCUGCCGGGCUCCCAAGUGGAGUUUUGCCAGUGGAGGAUGUCUGUCGAGUAGUUGCCGCAUGCAGCCAAUCCUUCCAAGCGCAAGUGCAGCGGCAGCAGUCCAGCCAAGCAGUGCAUUCCACGGCAUCUCCAGUGUUGGCUAUUUGCGAUGUAUCAGCUGACGAGCGCGCUGCUAUGCGCUUAGCGUCAGAAAGGGACCCACGUGGUUCCGACCACAAGACUGUGGACAUGCCUGUCGCUGCAGGGGAGGACCGACGUGGUCCUGAAACUAUGAGUGUCGAGGAUCAACUAGCUGCGCUCCGACAAGAUAUGGGACAAGGCAAGCCAAAUUCAAAGGAAGAGGAGACGGAAGUACCAGGUGCAAUGAAAAAACCGGCGUCUUCCAAGAAAUGCGUGGCUGCGGCAAAGCCAAAAGGCAGGCCACGCGCCAAGCCCAAGGCAGGAAGCGUUGUGGGGAAGACAUCCAAGCAAAGGUUGAAGCGACCAGCGGCCGCGAGUACGGCUCGCAGCGCCGCGCCUACGGGGCGCGGGUCAGCCACGGCAAGCACCAGUGGCGCACUGUCACGCGCAGAGCGUCGGCAGAGGGUUCUUGCCGUGGUGCCGCGCAAGAUCCGGCAGAAAUAUGCUGACGGCUGCGCGAGAUGCCGCUUCACCGCAGGGUGUUCGCCCUCGUGUUGGUUCCAACGGGGACGCAUGGGGCCCAAGAAGGACGAGAAGGAGGAAUCCGAAUAUACGUACGAGAGCGAGGCGGACGCCGAAGACGAUGGAGAGCCGGAUGCUGGUGCGCAGCAAAAUGCCCGAACCACCUUUGGCCCUGAGUCAAGGCAGGAUGAAGAGGCUUUGGCAAACUUGGCGUCGCCAUGUGCAUGCACGGCGCCGCCGCCCGUCAUUUGCCAAUAUCAAGCCGGUGCACCUGCUUUGCCCAAAGCACCCCAGCCACUCAACCUAAGCUGGCCUCCAAGAUCUGGCGCAGAACGAGCACCUCCCGAGCGGUCUUCGAAGGCAAAGCCGCCUACGUCGGCCACGCCCGCUGUCGCAAGUGUAGCCACGGCUGCACGACCACCGUCUCCUGCCAGGGACUCUAGCAGCGAUCGAGCCCCGCGGGCACGUUCGCAUCGCUCUCGGAGCCCACGGGCCCGGGGACGUGAUCCGGACCGCAGAUCACGGUCACGUCGCCGCCAUAGGCGACGACGAGAGGAAGAAGCCACUCGUGCCAGUGGUCCUAGCAGCCCCACGCGGGAUGCCAAGCCUCGCGAGCCAUCGAUGCCUCCACCGCCACCACCCCCAAGAUCGAAGGGGAAGAGCAAAGGCAGAAACCCGCUGUUUUGUCCCCACUGUUGGACUAAGGUCAAAUCAGGGGGAGGCACAUCAGGCCUGAGUCAGCACAUGUUUUGGAACGAAUCAUGUCUGACGUGGCAGCGUUACGGCAAUGGAGAUCGGGGGGUGACGUGGGAGGAAGCCGCGGAGGCUGCGCAUGAGCUGAAGGCACAGCGUGAGCGGGAAGCUCUUGCGGAGUCGGACGGAGUCAUUCCGGCCAAAUCCCUGCGGCAUCGUCAGACGUUGGAGGCGUCACAGCCCGAGGGGGAGACGGAGGAGACCGUUCCACGCAAACGGAAGGAGAAGAAACGGCGUCGUCGCCGUCGCCGCAGCCCUUCGCCAGAUGUGCGUGCAGGACCGAAAGGUCCACGCCGUCGUCGACCAAGUAGCGAUGACGACGGAGAUCGGGAUGGCGGUUCGGCUAAGCGCCGCUCCGCGCCAGAGGAGGUCUGGAUCAAGGUACCGCGACGCCUGAGCUACGUGCUCUUGCAAAGAGGGAUGGCAGUCAAUGUUUCUUUCUCAAUCGCUCCUCAAGGCUUAGAAGAAGUCUUUCAGGAGAUGGUGAAAGCAAUUCCUGAAAAGCCCUUCGAGGAGUUUACCUCUACGUGGGGGACGGUCUGUCGCUGCUUGGACUCCACGGGAGCUUGGGCAUGCGCAGAGGGAAGGGCUGCAGACCGCAAGGUCUUGACACGGCUAAGCACCUUGUUGCGCUACGGGCAAUGGGGUGCGACGCCGCUGGAUGUGCCGCCGCAUCCAAAAAUACAAGGCUUUUGUUUGAUUCCGGCUUCCUACGAGGAGAACACGAAUAUCUGGCUUGAACAAUUGACUUGGAAUCAGAUGUACCUGUCGGACGACUUGCAUCGCGCUGGCAAAUGGUUAAAUAUCUUGGCAUGGCACUUCUCUAGGCGAGAAAAUCGCACCAGGGAAUUUCUCUGGUGUCGACGCCGUGCAUGGCUUCUAAGGGAAGCUCGACGCAGCCUACGGGCUGCGAAGGUGGUGACAGAAGCAUCACUAUAG
Messenger RNA from Cladocopium goreaui, 3066 nucleotides. The record is from the annotation of a GenBank genome assembly. Lineage: Eukaryota; Dinophyceae; Suessiales; Symbiodiniaceae.